Metarhizium acridum CQMa 102 is the source of this 879-nucleotide messenger RNA. Its product is annotated as Belongs to the MAK16. Gene Ontology annotation, cellular component: preribosome, large subunit precursor; nucleolus. Gene Ontology annotation, biological process: maturation of LSU-rRNA; maturation of 5.8S rRNA. The record is from RefSeq and is a predicted model, not a curated record. Lineage: Eukaryota; Fungi; Ascomycota; Sordariomycetes; Hypocreales; Clavicipitaceae.
AUGUUGCUGAUAGACUUGAGCAGAACGGAAAAGAACCAAAAUUUCUGCCGCAAUGAAUACAACGUCACCGGUCUCUGCAACCGACAGUCAUGCCCGCUUGCCAAUUCGCGGUACGCCACGGUGCGGCAGCACCCGACCAAGCAGACGCUGUACCUGUACAUGAAGACAGUCGAGCGCGCGCACCUGCCGUCCAAGAUGUGGGAGAAGGUCAAGCUGUCCAACAACUACACCAAGGCGCUGGAGCAGAUUGACGAGCGGCUCAUCUACUGGCCCAAGUUCCUGGUGCACAAGUGCAAGCAGCGCCUCACGCGGCUGACGCAGGUGCAGAUCCGCAUGAGGAGGAUCGCCGCCGAGGAGGAGCGCCUGGGGGAGAAGCUGGUGCCCAAGCUGGCGCCCAAGAUCAAGCACCGCGAGGAGGCGAGGGAGCGCAAGGCCGAGGCCGCGGCCAAGCUGGAGCGCACGAUUGAGCGGGAGCUGGUUGAGCGUCUGCGACAGGGUGCGUAUGGUGAUCAGCCGCUCAAUGUCAGCGAGGAUAUCUGGAAGAAGGUGCUCAACGCCAUGGAGAGGGACGGCCAGGGCGAGCGGGACGAGGACCUGGAUGAGGGCGUCGACUCGGAGGCGGACAGCGAGGCAGAGGAUGGCGACAAGGAGGUCCAGUAUGUGUCGGAUGUCGACGAGAGCGAGGCCGAGCUGGACGAGCUGGAGGACUGGCUGCAGAGCGAGGACGACGACGACGAGGAUGAGGAAGACGAUGAUAGCGAGGCCGAGGAGGACAAGGUCGGGGCUAAGCGCAAGCGCGGCCGCGUCGUCAAGAUGAACAACAAGAAAGCCAAGCAGGAGAAGGAGAAGCUGACCCUCACCAACGACCUGGCGUGGUGA